AUGCAACAUGCAAGUAUCCUGCAGGAACGUCUAGACGCAGACGCAGACGCAGACGCAGAAGCAGAAGCAGAAGCAGAAGCAAAAAAGGAAUCAGGAAAAACCCAAGAAAACCCCAGGAAAAGACGGAGGAAAAAAAAACGAGGAGGCGGUGACUUAACUUCACCGCCACAUUUUAUUAUUUAUUUAUUUUUCUUCCUGAUUAUUACCGUUGUUAUUACAGUACAGAAAGUUUUAUCACACAAUUAUAUCUGUACAGAGGAACUCCACUCCACCCGAAUGAACAUUAUAUAUCUGCAUAGCCUAGGUAUUUCUACUGUUCUAGUUGCUAUGGGUCCCUAUUGUCUGUCUGUUUUGUUGUGGUGGAGGUACGGAGUACAGUACGAAUUAACUGCAACUGCAACUGAACAACAAGAACAAGAUCAAAACUAG
This is a messenger RNA of Rasamsonia emersonii CBS 393.64, 429 nucleotides long. RefSeq lists its product as uncharacterized. Lineage: Eukaryota; Fungi; Ascomycota; Eurotiomycetes; Eurotiales; Trichocomaceae. Bases 1 to 429 code for a protein of 142 amino acids. The transcript has 7 exons. The record is from RefSeq and is a predicted model, not a curated record.